AUGGCAGAAUCUGCAGGGAUGAAACUAUUUAGCAAGCUGGAUAGUAUCUUGGCAAUGACACAGAAGAUCCCUACAAAAAGAUCUAUUGUGCACUACGCCACCCUCACAGAAGAAGAAAAGCGGAACAAUAGUGUUGAGUGGCUAACGUCGAUGUGGCAGAGACGGCUGAAUGGGAUACUAGGGGAUCAAAUGGGAUCUGGAGGAAUAAUCUCAACGCUUGCAUUUAUUGCUCGUCUCAAAGAGGAAGGUCACCAUGGCCCAUACAUGAUAGUUACUUCUCUGUGUGGCGGCGGUAUCAUGGACUGGAUGAAAGGGAUAAAGCUUUUCCCAUCCAUGAAUCAGUUGUUGUAUGUUGGAAACCAAAAGGAUCUGGCGAUGAAGAAGAAAGAGUUUGUGCACAAACCUGUCGGCCCUGACUUUCCAAUCAUACUGACCACACAUGGUUUUGUCUUGGUAGAAAAUAAUUGGCUUGCUCAGUAUCACUGGAAAUAUGUCAUUGUUGAUGAGGGCCGCCGGCUGGAUAAAAGGGGACGUGAAGUAUUGGAGGAGGUAAAGCGCCAGCCAAUGGGUCAUAAGCUCCUUUUGAUCAGGGAACCGUUCCAAAAUAACCUAGCAGAGCUGUGGUCGCUAUUGAACUUUGCUCUGCCUAGUGAUUUCUGGUCCCAUGAGGAUUUCGAUUCGUGGUUUGAAAGAUCUGGGAAAGAAGGUGAGGACCAACAAACUGAAGAAGAAAGAAGGGCCCUUCUUCCAAAGCUUCAUGCCAUCUUGCGUCCAUUCCUUCUAAGGGACAUGAAGUCAGAAGUCGAAAACAGGGUUCCACAAAUGAAAGGAGCCACAUGCUACAAGACCAAAGUUGUCCAAAAUUCCGAUGUGAUUAGCGUCACAUGCUCCAGCAACCAUGCAGCAAUAAAAGGUGCAAGGACUGGUGCUCAAGAGGUAGCAGCAGAGGUUGUUGCUGAAACUGGUGGUGAAGGUAGCCCAAACAUGUGGUCCAGACAAUUGGGCUUGGAAGUGGAAGGCAAUAAGGUUAUAAAGAGGUCUCGGACAAAUGAUGUGUUUUUCCCACCGGUUGGCAGAAGCGAUCCAGCUGUGCGAAUGCAAGUGCAAGAGUCAACUCCCUCUGAAUCAAUCUUCAAAGCACUCAAAGAGAUACCUGGCUUAGCCCGUACUGAUAUUCUAAGAUUCUACAGUUCUCUUAUCCGUGAUGAUCGUCAAUUUGAAUCUCUCAUGGCACUCCCAAUGGACACGAGAAAGGAUUGGCUGCUCAUGGAGAUUAUAAAUAAUUAG
Messenger RNA from Triticum urartu, 1287 nucleotides. Its product is annotated as chromatin remodeling protein DDM1-like. The record is from RefSeq and is a predicted model, not a curated record. Gene Ontology annotation, molecular function: ATP binding. Lineage: Eukaryota; Viridiplantae; Streptophyta; Magnoliopsida; Poales; Poaceae.